UUCGAGUCAGUCUGCGUCCGCCAGUCGUCGCGACGUCCUCGCAUCGCUGUGACUUGCGCCGAUUCUUCGUUCAUACGUGAAUAUCGCAUAUAACGAGGGACCGACGUCAACGGCCAAAGUCUUUGCAGGAUAUUCUGUCUGUAAAUUCGAUACCAUUGAACCAGAGUUAUAUUCGAUACGAACAUAUAUCGAAUAUAUUUUUCGGAGGAUCCGAUCUCACGAUUCAAAAAGAAAAAAGAAAAGGAAAAAAAGCAGGAGCGACUAAUAAUUUUGCUUUGGAACUCGUUUCUCCGAGGAUAGACUUUCGUGCAAAGAGAGGUGGUUGGAUGUACUUUUAAAAAAUAUAUUCGAGCAGAAGACAGGACUGUCCGGAACAGUCGCGAACAUCGCGAUUAUUCGCGAUUCGUCGUAAAGUGCCACGAGGACACUGAUCGAAUUAUCACGAGCGUAAUUAAUCGAUAUACGACGGAAGAGUGUUUUCACGGGGGUUGUUCCCCUGGCGGAUCCUCCGCUUCAAUCGUAGAACACCGUUGAUUCGCCAUUCAAUCUUGGUUACCUUGUGCUAGUAUUUCGUUCUUUGCCCCUGUUUCACCCCUUUUUUCGCACCUGUGUACCUAUGCCAGCCGCUGAUUUGUCACUACACUAGGUGAGAGUGAGAUCAAUCGAGAAGGAAAAGAACCGAAGGAGAAAAAUAGAAAACUCGAGUCUACUCGUGGACCUCUUUUCGAUUUUUCUCUUUUAUUUCUCGCCACUCUCUUGAAUCACGAACGAGUUUCUGUGCGCGCCGCUGGAUGGAUCGUCAACUUUGAUACUCAACUCGAUAUUUGUCGGCAAUCAUCGUUCGACGCUGGAGCAUGGUUGGGCACGUAGCUGGAGCGCGUAGAGAAAAGUGACGGGCGACGUAGUACAUAUGUUAGUGUGAAAGUGAGCUGAAACGAGCGAGGAAAAGUGCAAGCUGGCAAGCCUACGGACUUCUCUUUCGAUCUUCGACAUCCUGUUCGUCUGAGAAAAAUGUUUGCCAACGAGUAGAUAACGUUGAAAUUUUGUUGGCGAAUCGCGUGCAAAAGUACAUUUGUAAGAGACACCGGUAGUCGCCGAAAAAGAAGGGGAGAGAAAGAGAGAGAGAGAGAGAGAGAGAGAGAGCGAAAGAGUAAGAAAAGCGCAAGAGUCGAUCAGGAGGGACGAACAUCUCGUUGGAAGAGAUACACCGUUUACUUAAGCGCUCUUGAGAUAUCGAAAAUGAGGACCGGACAGUUAUUGGUACUUAAAAGAAGAGCAUCGGAGAACCAUAAACUUGGGUGUUCGAUGGGUGGCGGAUGGGGGAACGCGAGGAGUAGGUAGAGAGGGUUCGAGUGAGUAAAGAAUCGAUUCUGUUGACGAUAUCAAGGAUUCUCUUUAAGACGUCGAUUGAAGCUGUACGAGCAUCUCAGCUGUGCAUGUCCGAGUUUGGUGAUUCACUGAAAUCGGCAAGUGCGGCUGCCACGUCCAACUUUUGCAACCCCGAGAGAGCUUACGCCGCGUUGCAGUGGGAAUUUUAAACUGCUGCCUGGCUGCCCGUUCGACUGGGCUGGACUUUAGAGCUGGAGAAUAUACAUGGUGAAAGUUUUGGCGAUGAAGAUGAGCAAAGUGGGCAACCAGACCAAUUCGCAGGACCCACAGGCGGUGAAUUCCCGAGUUUUCGUCGGGAAUCUAAACACGUUUCAGUGCAGCAAGACCGAUGUGGAGCGAAUGUUUCAGCGUUACGGCCGUCUGGCAGGAAUAUCUAUGCACAAAGGCUAUGCAUUCGUGCAAUUCACAAAUCCCUUUGAUGCUCGGAGCGCCUGCCUCGGUGAAGAUGGCCGCACCGUUCUUAGCCAGAUACUCGAUGUCAACAUGGUGGCCGAACCAAAACCCCAUCAAACCGGACGCAAACGACAGAAUGUAACCAAAACUGGCAACGAUUGGGACUACUACUAUGAUAGUUACUAUGCGUCGACUGCUUUUCCACCCCGUUUGGCACCACCAUUGAAAAGACCACGUCUGAUGCCACCGGCUCGAUCGCAACAUCCCAAACAACAGAAACAGCAACCAGCUGCGAACACGGCCACCGUUCCGGAUUUGAACCAAUUGAAAGUCUACAGCAACCCGGAUAUCCUGAUCUGUGGCAACUGUAGAGAGAUGUUUACAGACCUAGGCGAGUUGCUCGAGCACAAGCGGAAUUACUGCAAACUACGGUUCACAUGUAAAUGUCACACCUUCAAUGGAACAGCCCCAAGAGAUUCUACAACAGCUCUGCUCUGCGUUCUCUGCAAGGUAUCAUUCCCUUCAGCAUGGGAAUUGAUGGUUCACGCUCAGGCAGCACACAUGAUCAACAUUUACGAGCUGGGAACUCGACCCCAGAGUCCCAGAUCUGCUCCCAGCCCUCCGCAAAGUCCAAACCAACAUCAGAAGGAAUCAUCGCCGUCACCGCAAGAUUUUCAAGAAACCAAAGCAUCGGAUUGCGAAGAACGCGCAGAGGAAGAAGAUCUGGAUGGACACGAAUUAUUGCCGUCCCCUGACAGCGGCAAGUCAACGGACAAUGAAGCAGCUUUGUCACCGAUUAAGAUACGAUCUGAUGUAAAUGGACUGGACCAUGAAGAAUGUGACGAGCUGAUUCACGUUGAAAAUACCACACAAGCUUGUAUCAUGCAUGCCCUCAGCAUUGACUCGUCCUUGGAACUCAACUCUGACACGAACUCGAGGGGAAGUUCUGGCCCAGUCAUGGCGUUGACUAAUGGAUCCUUGUCCGCGAAGGAAUAAGUCGAAAAAAGAAUUAGACAUUGCAACACGGUUUUUCCUGUCCAAGGACUCCUGUACCAACGUCAUCAAUGAGACAUAUCGAUCUCCUUUAAGGAUAACACACCUCUCUGUAUAUAGCUAAAUGCCUAACAAAUAAUUCAGGGUCGUCUCAUGCCAGAUCUGGGACCUAUUUUGGCGAAUUUAGUAUCGAUGGAUUUCGAAUCGCCCCGAGGAUUCGACGAACGAGAAAGAUUUAAACCGUUUCGCUUCCAUUUACGUCCAUCUCAUCGAUUAAUCCUCUUUCUUUUUUCUCCUGUGCUCCCUUCUCUAUGAAAUCUAGUCCUCAAGAAUGGAUCGAUAAAGCAUCGAUUUCUUUAUUCGUUCUUUCUUUUCUCCUUUUUCUUCUUUUCUCUUAAAAAUUUCGCUCUUUGCACACGUAUUUUCGCGACGCGUAUAAAAUAUUACAGCCAAACUCAAACUCGAUAACAUUCGUGAAACACAUAGUACGAGAAUUAUAUUCGAUGAAAAUUAUACUUGACGAUCGAACAUUCGGAAAAUUUCUUCUAGUCACGGUAUUAUUCGUUAUCUGUGACGCGAUACUAACUGUCUUAUCGAUUUUAUCGUAAAAAUGAUGGCCGCGUAUGGUAGGGAUAACGUUGCAUGAAACGUGUUUCAGAAGAUUCGUUAAGAUUUGUCCAGCUUGCUAUCUGUCUCGCGAGACGGGCAAAGAUUUUUUAAGUAGACGCCACGGAGGAUUUCUAAGUAGGGUGCAACGUUAAUGGAUUCUUUUUCUAGCGUCGUUGAGAAUAGGUGAAAACCAGGCCGUCCGUUUGUGGUAGCGUUUUAUGAAAAUUACAAGUAGUCUUCCGGAGUCCCGGCACCGGCGUAGAUCGCACAGUAACGAGAACGUCCGUUGCUCUCUGAGAGAAUUAGUUAAUUAAUCGCGUUCCUUUUUAAUUCUCCGAAGAAAGCUACGUCUGGAUUUUACUCUUUAAAUUGCACCGUGCUGAAUCCAAGAUUAACUCCAAUCGAGUAAUACGGUUGCUCCUGUAGAGACCUUUAAAAAUAUAUCACACCCAAUAAAUACAGGCUCAUACGACACAGUUAAGCUUAUGAAGGAGGAAAUAUUUAUAGAUAAAUUCAAUUGUCCAUUUAAUUCUUUAAAUACUUCCCGUGGGCACUUUAAUUCCGUGCAGUGAUUUAUGCAUGUAUUGAAAAGCAGAAAUAUAGAAUUACGUAUCUUCGUAGUAUAAGGACGAAGUCCAUUUAAUUUCCAAUUAGUUUAAAAGCUUAGCCAGAGUUUCCAUUCCACAAUUGGAUGAAGUGAACAAUUUUAACGCAUUUAAAUUUAGAAGAAUAAUGUUUGCCUCUUGUAUAUCGAUCAUUGCGAUAACGCCUUUUAUACUUCGAGGAAAGACAGCUGUGCGAUCUCCGAUCUACAAAUACGAUUUGUAAAUAAAUUGAACUGUUUUUCGUAUAUCUCGUAGCUUGAUAAUAAAAAGUCGAUUAGUUCUCGGCCGGGCAUGUUAAUCGUCAACGCUUAAUUACCGUUUAGGACGUUGUAAAUAUUCGUGUUAACCUUAAGUUAGCGUAAAGACGGUAGCAGUUACGUUUCCUAGGAUUAAUUAGGGGAAAGAUUCGAACGAACCUCGGAACUUUUUAAAUCGCCGGAAACGUUCUUGACUCCGCGGGCAGUUUCGAUCGCAUUGAUAUAAAUUUAGCCUAAAUCUGAUACUGAUUUAGCGUCGAGCUGACCGCCACGAUGCAUAAUGAUUAAGACAUUUUUCGAUCCGGUUGGUAAUAGAUGGGUGACAAUGACUGAUCGUAAAAGAGAGAAAGAAGAAACAAAGAAAAGAAAAAGAUAGAAAACAAGAAAUUCUAUUAUAAUUUCCACGGUAGAUAAGAUCCGCCAUGUGAAGUUGAUUUUAUAGAAUUGACAGUAUGUGAGAGAGAGAGAGAAAGAGAGAGAGUGAGAGAAAAAAGUACACACAAGAGAACAAAGUGUGGGUUUAUUAAUCGCGAGGAAAAAAAAUACGGUUAGCAUAUCAAACGUGUAUUUUUGAUGAGAACGUGUGUGAAUGUGGUUUCUUUUUCUCCAGCGAAAACAGAGGCAAGCAUCGUCCAAUUUAGUAUAAUCGAUUAGAAAACGAAAAUGUACUUACGGUUACUGGUAAUAACUGGCUUCGUCGUGAAAAACGCGACGUACAAAAGAUAAUAGCGUCAUGAACUUGGAAUUGGAUAUGGUCAUCUUUGAUGUUGUCCGACAUAUCGUGCUCGUGAUUGCAACUCGCAAGUAUGUUUCUUGAGAAUUUUGUCGUUCUUCGUGUACUAUUAUUUAUAAUUUAAAUCUAUAUACAAAUAUAAAGAUAUCGAAUCAUUAUUUGGCAUCUCUUUCCGUUACGUGAUCGUAAAAGAACAAUUUUUAAAUAUUUAAGAAUAUUUUCUACAACCCUGUGGGUUAAUUUACGAAUAUGAUAUGAGUCUUCUUGCGACUGUGGUUACUCGCAAUCACAUGUAUCGAUUCUAGAGUUACAGAUUCUUCCUUUCAUUGUACGUAUAUAAUAGUUAACAGCAGAGAAAAAAUCAUAAGUGUAACACUUUUCAGUCUUAAAAGUCAUACAAGCUUAUUUUACUAUCGAUAAAAUGUUUCCACUUUACUGAAAAAAGGAUCAGUGGUCAAACAUGAAUGACGUACGUGCAACGAGAUGGAGUUAACUUUAUAGAUGUCAUUAUCGUUGAACAUCGUAAAAUUCUAUCACUCUAAAUAUCCAGCUAAUCCUGGACAUACCGAAAUGAUAACCGUUCAUGAUGAUUAUUCCUCGAAAAACGCUUCGGCUCGAUUCACAUUGAUCGAUGUUUAAUUAGAGAGAAAAGACUAGGGCUGCGAAUAUCCGUACGACAGAUUGUGCAGAUUUCUAUUUCUCUCUCGUAUACAUAUAUGUAUAAAGGAUCUGUAAGGAAAUGUAUGAAUUUCGGUUUAUAACAUAAUACAUCUAUCAAAACGAAGAUAAAUACGUAUAAGGCAUGACCGAUAUUCGUGUACCUUGAAACAACAAUCUGUGAAGAAUUCUAAAUGACAUUGAUUGAUGUUCCAAUAAGAAUGGGAUCACAACGGAUGUAUGAAAAUAUAAAUACCAAAAUUUUUAUGCUAAUUUUUUCGACGAAGUUGUCGCACUAGAAGUUUUGUGGUUCCAAGGUACUAAAGGACUUUGCUUGUAAAGAUUAAACGUUUUAUAUUUUAUAAGAAUACGCGGAUUUUGCCUAUGCUAAUUUCGCUAAGCAUAAUAUUUAUUAUCGUAGGCGUAUAUGUAUUAUUUACGUAAUUUAUUACGUGUAUCUAUUAUUGUAAUAUUGUAAUGUAAUUAUCCUAAUAGAAACGAAAUGAAAUAGCCUGAUGGGGUAUAAGUAUGAUGAAUCACAUCGGAAUCGUUACAUGCACCGUAUCAAUAAUCAAAGAAUAUUUACAUAUUAAUUAUUGAUACGAUGUAGGUAACAUUGACUAUAUGUAUUUGUAAUAUUUCUACAGCUUAUUACUAUUAUUAUCAUCAUCAUCAUCAUCAUCAUCAUCAUCAUCAUUAUCUUUAUCAUUAUUAUUAUUAUUGUUGUUGUUGUUGCUGUUAUUAUUAUUAUUAUUAUUAUUACUAUUAUUGUUAUUAUUUAAUCAUGUAUUGCAUAUAUUUUGAAUAACCGAGCAGUGUUAAGGCUUUAGAGCGCGAUUGUUUACAUCAGACAGGAAUGACGAGAUUUUUCCGUGAUUCCGUAAUUGAGCAAACAUAAUCAAGAAGAAAGUUGCGGAUAACUUCGACAGCCCUAGAGGAUUGCAAUCAAAUUAGUGGUCUUUUCCUCGACAUGAGAAAUGAGAUUUUCAACAUAACGGGCGUAAUCUUAUUAUAUAUAUUUUCUUUCGGUGAUUAUUUGAUCAUUGAAAUUCUGUUUCGUGUCAAAGCGACAGUCUAGUUUAAGGAAAAGAUUCGUUGAAUACGAGGAAAUCGCAAACUAUACUAUUGGAAAAUUUUAAUCGAUCAAAUCGUACGUCUCUUUACCCUAUACGAUUGUUGACAAGAGUUCUUCCAUUUCAUCGUCACACUUCCAGGUUCAGAUAAAUAAACCAACUUCAGAUAUUACUGUUCCGUUUGCAUCGUCGACGAUUUAAAAAAAAAGGGGGGGGGGAGGAUCAAAACGACAGUUGAACAACUUGGAACUUUCUCCCAUCAUUGUUUUGUGAUUUUCUUAAGUAGAGAAGGUUGCGUUAAGUAUUAAGAAAAGUCCACCCAGCAAUUUUCUUCUAUAAAUUCUUCGAUAGUUAUUUUCCAGUAAUAUGUAUAAGAGACCAAACUCCCGUAGUUCAACGAAUUUGAAUCAUAUCAGAUUGUAUAUUGCAAGCAUUUCUCAUUGCAGCCACGAAGAAAGCGCUGAUCGUGAUAAAAUGACAAGCUGGAUUCUUACUUGACAAGGAAAUGCGUUGCCGUACCCUUAGCGAUGUGUAGAUUAAGCUACCUUAAUCAUUUACUAAAGAGUGGUUUAUAUAGUUUAUCUGUAUGCAGCGAGUAUACCUGUAAAAAUAAAAUUAUGACUACAAGAGAGAAAAAGAGAGAGAGGGAGAGAAUGAGAGAACGAGAGAGAGAGAGAGAGAGAGAGAGAGAAAGAAAGAGAGAGAAAAAGAAUCGUCAUCAACCGAUGAAAAAAGAAGAUCAAAAAAAUCACAACAUCGAUCGAAAUGUCCUCAAAAGAGAACUCGAAACUUCUGCCGCUUUUCUUCCUGCGUUCUUUCUUCGUAAAGGAAUAAAAAAACACGAAGGAUACAUUUAUCUAUGUUAAGUUACGACUAGAUCUUAGAAACAAGGGUUAUUUGUUCAUAGUCCUAUAAAAAUACAUAUAUAUAUAUUAUAUAUAUAUAUGAACAAUGUUUUAUGAAUCAUUAUCAUCUGAAUAAAAUACGUUAAGUCUUUUAAUGGGCUCGGUGAUUGAUUAAAAUGAUGAUUUUUUGACUCUUUCUGUAUGAACUGAAAAAAUCAAAUAAAAUCACGAGAUCAUCGAAA
This is a messenger RNA of Bombus pyrosoma, 7796 nucleotides long. RefSeq lists its product as uncharacterized. Gene Ontology annotation, cellular component: nucleus. Bases 1594 to 2778 code for a protein of 394 amino acids. Gene Ontology annotation, molecular function: RNA binding. NCBI's taxonomy places the organism in Eukaryota, Metazoa, Arthropoda, Insecta, Hymenoptera, Apidae. The transcript has 16 exons. The record is from RefSeq and is a predicted model, not a curated record.